UCUUGAAUGUGACUAAAUGUGACCUGACAGUCCACCGCAUGAAUUCAGGUAUUUAUGUUGGUGGGAGAAAUGUGUGAAGGCCGUCAUGCUAAAAACUGCAACCACCUCGUCUUUGUACAGGAACAGGAAGCACUUCAUCAUAUUUGGUUUUCAUUCGGUCUCUGACAGACAGUCAGCAUCAGGACACCAUGGAGGUCACAUCUCUUCUCCUGUUGGUGAACAUGUUGCUGCUGAUUGCUCAGACCAGGUCCUCAGCUCAGACUGCUGAAGCUGCUUUUCUUCACAUUGACCCAAACAGACUGCAGUUCUUUGAAUAUGAAUCCAUACGAUUAAACUGUGAGGGGUUUGACAGCUCAGCUGAAUGGAAAGUGAUACAGGCGAGUUCAUCAAAGACUCCUCGAUGGGAGGAUUCAAAUAGAACCUUGAACAUUAAUACUGCCUUUGCAAAACACAGUGGAGAAUACUGGUGUGAAAACACAGACGGACAGAGAAGCAGCUCUCUCAACAUCACUGUUGUAAAUGAUGAUAAAGUGAUCCUGGACAGUCCGGCUCUCCCUGUGAUGGAGCGACAGACCAUCACUCUGCACUGUAGAAAGAAUGAACCACCCUACAACUUAACGGCUGAUUUCUAUAGAGACGGACAUUUCACAGAGACCAAAUAUAAAGGAGAGAUGAUUAUUACCAACGCCUCUAAGUCUGAUGAAGGACAGUACAAGUGCAUGAUCUCUGGAGCCGGAGAAUCAGCAGAGAGUCGGCUGGCUGUCAGAGCGCUGACAGCAUAUCACCCUUCCACACCUGAAGAAGACCCAACACCUGAAGAGGGUCCAGCAUCCUCUCCUCCUCCUCCUCCAGGGUCUCUUCAUCUCUCCACACUGUUACCCGUUAUCUCCACCAUCUUGUUUGUAGCAGUGCUGCUGUUGGUGCUGGGACUUCUUCACUGUCAGAAACACAGAGUUUCAGGUUUUUCUGACAACAUGCCACCAACAGCAUCAAAUGACCCAGUCUAUGAACAUGUUGCUGAAGCCAAAGCACAACGAGACAUUUACGCUAAAGUCAUAAAAAGCAAGAGAAGAAGAAGAGAUUGA
This is a messenger RNA of Labrus mixtus (cuckoo wrasse), 1085 nucleotides long. RefSeq lists its product as uncharacterized. The record is from RefSeq and is a predicted model, not a curated record. Gene Ontology annotation, biological process: cell surface receptor signaling pathway. The transcript is spliced from 8 exons. Gene Ontology annotation, molecular function: transmembrane signaling receptor activity. Lineage: Eukaryota; Metazoa; Chordata; Actinopteri; Labriformes; Labridae. Bases 189 to 1085 code for a protein of 298 amino acids.